GACUAUCCCUAUCCAAGUUAUUUUGCGCUCCCCCUACGCUACACUGGUGCUCGAGCUAUCCUGAGACAGUGACCCCUCUCCGGUGCUUCUACUUUCAUGGCACGCCAUGUGCAUUCUGGAAGGAUAGUGCCGGUGAUAUACGUCGUGGAACAGGCCUAGAUUCAUAUAUCCAUCUUCUUCUCUGUCCGACUUGCUGUAAUUUUGUGCUCUCUUUCCCAUAUCCCCCAGCUUUGACACUUAAUCCAUGCUCUAGUGUCUGAUUUCUUUUGUUCGGUCGUCUCUUUCUCUUUCUCACCCGAGUGCUUGCACUCCGUCUUUUCGUUACUACAGUACAGUUUACUUUGCCGUUCGUUUCAUUAUACCCCUUUGGUUCUCUUGGAACUUCCCGUUUGGAUCAAGUUCGCAUCCCGAUCACGAGUUGACACGAAGGACAAGUCAUAAUGCAGUACUCGACCAGAAACCUUGCGGCCUGUCUCCUGGCCAUCUGUAUUCACGACACGCUCGCGAAGCAACAAGCUAUUCCAGUUCAGAGCUCCAGUGUGAACAGCGAAACGACUGUUCCCAUUGCGACAUCUGCUCUCAGUGCCAGUGUUGCUCCCGGCACCACAAUCCCGGCAGAGGUUGUGGCCAGCACCCAGGGAAGCAUUCAGUCUUUGACAUCCAUCGGUACCCCCGCUGCCUCAGAGGCUGCCGCAGGCGAAUUGCGACCUCUUUCAGGCCUUGCUUCGUCGGCGGUGGAUGGGGCAGCUACUCUGGCUAGCACAACCAGUGAGCUUAUCCCUCUUGUCCCACAGAUUUCAACGGCUGCCGAAAUCUCAGAGGUGUCUCCCGUUCAGUCCACUGAAGUGACUUCAGCUGCUAUAUCAACCGCUGAGUUGUCGAGCCUUGAAGCCUCAAGCACUGCCGUUGCCGAGGACCCAGCUUCCACAAGCUCUGUUGCACUGGAGACAACGACCGAGGACUCAGCUCUCCCAAGCUCUGUUGCACUCGAGACAACAACGACUGAGGCAUCUGUGACCGAGACAGCCGGGAGCGAAACAGCUGGUGCGGACGCGACAUCGACCACAGCCAGCAAUGGAUUCCUCACCUCAGUUGUUACCGAGUCUUCAGCCAGUGCUAGUUCCGCCACCGUAGAGACCUCCAGAGCUGCGAUAACCUCCCGCCCACCCGGCUUCUUCCCCAUCACAAACAGCACUACUCCAGGAGCCAGCGUGGCCGGCGGAGGGCAGCCACACGGAACUGGUGCCGCCCAUCAAUCGCUAGUCACCGGAAUUUCGAAAAGUCCUUCUGGUUCUGGCGGUGUUCAUUUCGGCAAUUCGACACAGACUUCUGGGGUAUCAACUGCAGCUCCCGCCAGCAGAGGCGGUUCAGGUAGCCUCACUACUUUGACCACCGUCUCGGAUGGCAUGACUCAGACGCUGGUGACAGCUAUAACAUCACAAACGUCAGGAGUUGCUCAGAAUGCGUCGACUACCGCGACUACUCGAUCAAACUCAGGAGCCGGGCGGCCUAUGGAUUUGAUGGGCGGUGCUGCUUUGAUCGCUGGUGCGUGGGGCGUGCUGGGGAUGCUGUUGCUUUGAGCGGGCGAUCAGCGUGAGCUCAGGUAGCGUUAUGGUUUAGUAGCAAAUGUAAAAGAAACAUUGUC
This is a messenger RNA of Neurospora crassa OR74A, 1645 nucleotides long. RefSeq lists its product as hypothetical. The coding region runs from base 441 to 1580 and encodes 379 amino acids. Lineage: Eukaryota; Fungi; Ascomycota; Sordariomycetes; Sordariales; Sordariaceae. The transcript has 2 exons. The record is from RefSeq and is a predicted model, not a curated record.